Molecule: messenger RNA, 1724 nt
Organism: Culex quinquefasciatus (southern house mosquito)
Lineage: Eukaryota; Metazoa; Arthropoda; Insecta; Diptera; Culicidae
Product: probable 4-coumarate--CoA ligase 3
Exons: 2
Coding region: 84-1706 (540 amino acids)
Biological process (GO): long-chain fatty acid metabolic process; fatty-acyl-CoA biosynthetic process
Molecular function (GO): long-chain fatty acid-CoA ligase activity
Source: RefSeq, a predicted model, not a curated record
AACAACAAGCGCACGAUAAAAUCUGCGCUAAUAUAAACAAGUCACUUGCGCUCCGUGCAAUUUAGUUUAGUUCCGUAGCCAGGAUGUUCCACACGUACGAUUCACAGGCCAAGCUGUGGCUGUCCCGCCACCCUCCGGCUCCGUUCAAAGCCAAGACGGGCCUGGGUCAGCUGAUUUUGGACGUCCUCGGAAAGAUCUCACCGUCCAAAGUGAUCCAGCUGGACACGGACACCGGCGUGCUGCUGACCGCGGAAGAACUCCGUCUGCGGAUCGUUCGUGUAGCGCAGAACUUGUCCGGGCUGGGAUUCCGGCGUGGGGACAUGGCGGCCGUGGCCUGCUCCAACAGCGAGAACCUGGCCCCGUUGGCGCUGGGACUCAUGGUGGCGGGAGUGCCGUUUAUCGCCCUGCCCACGGUCGGCUUCAACGGCGAUGAUCUGGGCCACUUGAUGGGACUGGUGCAGCCCAAGCUGGUUAUCUGCGACGAUGCGGUGUACAAACAGGUGCUCGACGGGGCUGGCAAGGCUUUGAAGAUGAAGCCCGUUAUCUUUGCCGUCGAGAGCGAGCGGGAGAACGUCCGCAAGGUCGAAGAACUGCUGCAGGGCACGGGUACCGAGGGCGAUUUUACUCCGCAGACCCAUGGAGACAUGCAGAACUCGGUCGGUAUGAUCCUUUGUACUUCGGGGACUACCGGACGACCCAAGGGAGUCUGCGUUUCGCAGGCCUCGAUCGCGAUCGUCCUGAGUCGUCCGGUCAAACCAGCUCCCGAAGGCGACCUAAACCUAACCUACAGUCCACUGUACUGGGGCACGGGACUCUUCGCCUUGCUCAACUCCGUCAGUACGGGCAUAACCCGGGCCAUCUCCCGGAAUCCCUUCAGCGAGGAUCACUUCUUCGACGCGUUGGCCAAAUACCAUCCAACGCACUUUUUCACCCCACCUUCCCACGCAGUUCUCCUGCUGAACCAUCCAAGAUCCGCUAACGCGGACUUCAGCAGUCUGCGAAGCUGGAGUCUCAGCGGAAGUAUCGUGUCGGCCAAGUUGCGGCAAUCGCUAGAGGCGCGACUCCCGAACGGACGGACCGUAAACAAUUACGCCUCUUCGGAGCUGGGACUGAUCGCGAUGGACAUGAUCAAGCAGAAGCCGGAAGCGGUCGGACAGUUGAUGCCCCAUCUGGACGCGAAGGUCGUCGAUGAGCUGGGAGCGGCGGUGGGUUGUGGCGAGCAGGGUGAGCUGUUGAUCCGUACGGGUUCGAUCCCGUUUAUGGGAUAUUACAACGAUGAGCAGGCUACGCGGGAGUUGAUUGACGCCGACGGCUGGAUCCGUACUGGGGACAUUGGAUAUCUGGACGAGGACGGGUUCGUGUACUUGGUGGACCGCAAGAAGGACGUGGUCAAGUACCGUGGGUACCAGAUGUCUCCGGUGGAUCUGGAGAAGGUCAUCGAGGGGAUCGAAGGGGUCAAACAGGUCUGCGUGGUUGGGGUUCCGGAAAUGGACGGAACGUCCGAUUUGCCUGCGGCAGUGGUCGUGAAGGCGGAGGGAAGCAACAUCACGGAAGAGGAGCUGAUUGGUGCGUAUGAAGGGCAAGUUUCCGACCAUAAACGGCUACGAGGUGGGGUCUUCUUUUGGGAAGAACUCCCGCUGACCGCUACCGGAAAAGUGAUCCGAAGAAAGGUUCGAGAUAUGCUGAUUGAAGCUGUUAAUAAAUAAUUUAAAGAUUGAAUAAAA